AUGGACCCCUUUGAUGAGGUUUCGCUGGCUUCAGAUGAUAUGGACCUCUACAAUGAGGACACGGAGGAGGGCCGCCGGUCUGAUCACGCCAGUGCUGGCCUUGACCUCGAUGACCUUCGCGAUGGUGCCCGGGACAGUGGGUGCGUCCAGCUUUCUGCUGGGACCGCGGCCUUGGACUACGUCAAUGACACUGAGGACGCUGCUCUGUGGCGCCGGCUGGCCGCCCUGCAGUCCCCGGUGCAUGGGUAUCUGCAAGAUGUUUUUGAGGAUAGCACCCUCCCUCCCCUUCGGGAUGCUGCCGUCCGAGGUUCCACGGAGGCGCCGACUUCUUCGCCUCGAACUCCCACGCGAUUGGAGAGCCGUUUGGAGUCCCUUCGGAGUGAGCUGCGCGACCUGCGCGUCUGUUUCCUCGAUCGCGAGGCUCGAUGGCGGUCACGCUUCAGUGACCUUGCGUACUCCAUCGAUGGUCUUCGGCGUGAACAAGACCGUCUCCGUGCACAGCUGAGGAAUGGCAGCUCCUAA
This is a messenger RNA of Symbiodinium sp. CCMP2592, 522 nucleotides long. NCBI's taxonomy places the organism in Eukaryota, Dinophyceae, Suessiales, Symbiodiniaceae. The record is from the annotation of a GenBank genome assembly.